Molecule: messenger RNA, 1351 nt
Organism: Zea mays
Lineage: Eukaryota; Viridiplantae; Streptophyta; Magnoliopsida; Poales; Poaceae
Product: ethylene-responsive transcription factor ERF098
Exons: 1
Coding region: 521-1081 (186 amino acids)
Biological process (GO): regulation of DNA-templated transcription
Molecular function (GO): DNA-binding transcription factor activity; DNA binding
Source: RefSeq, a predicted model, not a curated record
AAAAAAACGAACCACGAUUCACGAGACGUGGCUGCAACGUGCGGGCGGCCACUGCGGUGGUUCCCGCCCCCCACGCGAGGCACGAGGCACUGAGGCAGGAUACAUCCAGGCCAGCGCAACAGCACGUACACGCGCUGGACCCACCGACGCCCGCGGACAGAACGUCCAGGAACCCGACGCGGACGGGCCGCCGAAACGCGAGGUCGAACCGCCGGACACGGGACGGGCGGGACCCUGCCAAGUCAACAGUCAGACCUAGCCUCCCUUGCCGCGUCCCGCGUGGGCCAGGCUCCUCCAACCCGCCGGCGCCGCCCCGCCCUCUUGCAGUCUUGCUCUAGCUUUGCGUGUACGAGUACUUGCACAAGUAUAAAACUCACACGUCGUCCCGACCUCGACCAUCCAGUCCCAACUCCCAACUCGCACUCGCCCAACCUCGAAUGCCAAGCUAGCAAGAGAGGCCUCGAUCGCAGAACCCAGCGGCAAAGCAAGCACGCCCGUGUCUACAGGCAGCUCUUUCCAUAUGGCGCCCAAGAGGAGCAGCGAGGAGCGCGCGGCGGCGGAGCAGGAGCAGCCGAGGCUCCGCGGCGUGCGGAAGCGGCCGUGGGGCAGGUACGCGGCGGAGAUCCGGGACCCCGUGAGGAAGGCGCGCGUGUGGCUCGGCACCUUCGACACGCCCGAGCAGGCCGCUCGUGCCUACGACGCCGCCGCGCGCAGGCUCCGCGGGCCGCGCGCCACCACCAACUACCCCGGCGACGUCGUCCGAGAAGCGCCGUGCACGGCCCCGGCUCUGGCUGCGAGCGCGAGCGGCAGCACCGAGUCGUCGUCGUCGUCGUCGUCAAGGGACGACGGCCACCCGCCACCGCCGCUGCCUACGGCGCCGUCGUCGCUCGGCCUGGGCCUCGGGCUCUUCCCGGCGACGGUGGCCACCCAGCCGUGCCUGUUCCUGGACCCGGCGCCGGUGGAGAGGGAGGAAGGGGAGCGGGAGCGGAGCUGCUGCUCCCGGUCGCCGCCGUCGGUGCUGGCGGGCCUCGGGUUCGACUUCGACCUCAACCUGCCUCCGCCCGCCGAGAUGGUCAUGUAGCGUUGGAGAUAGUAAUUCUAGCAAAAAGGGAUUGUGUAGUAAAUAGGAAGGGCAAUCGGUUUGUGUAGUAGUAGUGUAGUACUAGCUAGCCAGUUUGCCUGUGCACUAGCCACUAGCCAAUUUGCGACUUCGCAAUGCAAAUCAAGAAAUCGACGGGCAAAUAUUUUUCUCCUGCAAAAAAAUUGCAGUGCCAUGCCAUCUCCUAAGACUAUUCACAGCGGCUUCAUCUAAAUUUUACCCCUAUACCACUUUUUUAUGUCACAUUAUCAA